Molecule: messenger RNA, 3709 nt
Organism: Tarenaya hassleriana
Lineage: Eukaryota; Viridiplantae; Streptophyta; Magnoliopsida; Brassicales; Cleomaceae
Product: phosphatidate phosphatase PAH2-like
Exons: 11
Coding region: 556-3489 (977 amino acids)
Molecular function (GO): phosphatidate phosphatase activity
Source: RefSeq, a predicted model, not a curated record
UAAAUUGGAUUUAAUUCCAUUAUUGUGAUCUUAAUUUCGUUUAAUCAACCGAUUUACAUCGAUUUGAUCAUUUUGAUUAACACAAAAACGAAAAGCAAAAUAAUGUUUGGCGGCGUCUUCUUACAAAACUUAUUGAUGUUUUUUCUCUCUCGGCCUUGGGCACCUUCGGAUCAUCCCAACAGAAUAUGCUCUUUUACCUCCUCAAAUUGAUCGAAGUUCUUGCUUCUCUCUUCGCUCAUGUCCUAAAGACAGAGACUUUGAGCUGGGUUUUGUCUUAUAUCGCCCCGAUUCUCUCUAUUUAUCGUGUUCAUCGUCCAUCCGAUUUCUGAGUUUUUGUCGAAAUCAACCAUUUUUCAUCCCCUUUUGCUGCGAGCUUUGAUUCAUAAUCACGAUCUGUUGGAUUUCGUUCCUGGGUAUGCCAAGGUCGGUGAUUUCGAGGUCUCCUGAUGAUCAAAGGUUCUUAAUUUUGGUCCAUGAUCGCGUUGAAUCUCGACAAAUGAUCGAAGUUUGAUCGAUUAUCGAUCUGGGCAUCGGAGAAAUUAUCGAUUUUGAACAAUGAAUGCUGUGGGUAGGAUCGGGAGCUAUAUAUACCGUGGAGUCGGUACGGUGUCUGGUCCGUUUCAUCCCUUUGGUGGCGCGAUUGAUAUCAUCGUCGUCGAACAGCCCGAUGGGACAUUCAGAUCUUCUCCUUGGUAUGUCCGGUUUGGGAAAUUUCAAGGAGUUUUGAAAACAAAAAUGAAUGUGAUUAAUAUCGAUGUUAACGGAACGGAAGCAGGUUUCAAUAUGUAUCUUGCUCAUACAGGACAAGCUUACUUUCUCAGAGAAGUUGACGAUGUUGUCGGUGAAGGUGACUCUUUGUUAUACCCUUUGUCCCUAGGCGAUGAGGGAGAUACUAAAUCCUCUAAUGUAGAUGAUGUUAGGGUACCUUUGAGGUCGAAAAGUUGUAACUAUGAUGCCGGGAGUGCCGGGAAUAGCAACGGAAUGAGCGUUGGCAAGCCCGGGAUUUUAGGCUUUGUGUUUGGAGGGAGGUCGGUUAGGGAGGAACGGCAUCUGGAAGACGUGGAAGAAGAUGGUGGAUCGAGUGUUGAAAGGCUUAGCUCGAUGGAACGAGCUGAGAUUGCGGCUGAUCUGUUGGAGGUGAAAUGGUCUACGAAUCUUGAUACCCGUAUGGCCGUUAAAGCAAAAGUUCCAAGAAUUCCGAUUAGCGAUGCAGGAGGUAGCCAAGAAGGCAACGCGGACACACAUACAGACAGUAAAGAGAGACGAGAAAACGUAUGUCUGAAAGGCAGUGCCGAGACCAGUGCCAGUGAGAUUAGUUUCGAAGAGUUUGAGUCGUCUUCUUCUGGUGUGGACGAAACGGAGCCGGGCAGUUCAGGAUUUCAAUUGUCAGAUCCAUCGAAAACUGGAUCAGAUAGCUAUAAGAUAGAGAUUUCUCGGUUUCUUGAUCAAAAAGAGCAGCAUUACCAUGAACACAAUGGUGAGGUUUGUGAUGAAGAGAGUGUAUCCGAUGAUGCUAAGUCAAUCGAUUUUUCCGAAGUGUCGGGAAGUCCGCUUCUUGUUGAUGGAAGCUCCUACAAAGCAAUAUGUAAUGCAUUGUCUGUUCCUAGUGAAGGAAGUGGAAAGUUAGAUGUCUGUGUUGAAUCUACAAACAUGGAGACAGCAACUGAGCCACAAGAACAGGAUACUGUUACUUUAUGUGCUCUGGAAAUUGAGCGAGAGUUGUCAAGUGUACCCGAACAAGUUGAUUCGGGGAAUUUUGGAGCCUCUCGUGAAGGAAACAUCCCGAGAAUUCAAGAUGAGAGUAAAACCGGUACAGAAGAUAGCCAUGUGGCAAGCAACCCACAAUCAGAUGUUUCGGAGGAAGAACAAUUUGCCUUUAGUGAUCUUGACGAAUGCAAGCAUGACGGGACUGGCUCCGUGAGUUCAGCUUCUCCGGAUACUGUAAAAGCAAAUGAGAAGGAAAUCUUUGAGACAAAUGACGUAGCUCGUGAGAAACAUAUGGAGAAGUCAAAGGUUGUAUCAAACCCGAUAAAUAUCCAUAGAGAUACCGAGUACUCGAGGGAAGAGGAGGUGAGACGGGUAGAAUCUUUACCCAAUAUGCAGCUUCUCAAUUCGAGUUUUGAUACAGAUUCUUGCCAGCCUCUGAGCCAUUCACUCGGCUCAAAAUCCAAAACCCUGAAGUGGGGUUCCAUAAAAGAUGAGUCCAGCUCGGAGAAUUUAUCUGCAGGGAUAUGGAACGAGUUCCCGUCUGCAAACGAGGACAAUCCAGACAUAAAGGCAUUCAAGCAUGUGAUAGAUAAUCCCGAAUUCGUCGAGCUCUCUCUGUGCAAGCACUUGUUAAGCGAAGGAAUGGGAGUUGAAGUGGCUUCUCAGGUAUUCAACUCCGAAAAACUGGACAUGAACAAGUUUGCCUCUCUGGGCCCCGCCGUCGUGAAGGACGAGAAACUCGUGGUUAGAAUCGGUGGUUGCUAUUUCCCAUGGGAUGCUGCAGCUCCCAUUGUCUUGGGAAUGGUUUCAUUUGGAACUGAGAAAAUACUCGAGCCCAAGGGCAUGAUAUCUGUUGAUCAGAUUGAUAAGCCCGGCGAUUCAGCUCCUGGCAGUGGAGGAUGGAAGAUUUGGCCUUUUUCUCUAAAGGGUUCGCGGAGCGAUGAAAAAAUUACCGACCCGACCAUAUCUGCAACCGAAAACGAGGAAACGCGAAAUAUAUCAAAGCCAAAGCCGGUUAAAAAGACGGUCAGGGCUCUAACCCCGACAUCUGAAGAAUUGGCGUCCCUGAAUCUGAAAGAAGGGAGAAAUCUCGUGACUUUUACGUUCUCCACAAAUGUGCUCGGUACACAAAAGGUCGACGCCAGGAUUUACUUGUGGAAAUGGAACGAUCGGAUCGUUGUUUCAGAUGUGGACGGAACGAUCACGAGGUCGGAUGUUUUAGGACAGUUUAUGCCUUUGGUCGGUAUUGAUUGGUCACAAACCGGCGUGACACAUUUAUUUUCGGCUAUUAAGGAAAAUGGAUAUCAUUUGAUAUUUCUUAGCGCGCGGGCGAUUUCUCAGGCCUCGGUCACCCGGCAAUUCUUAAUUAACCUCAAGCAGGACGGGAAAGCAUUACCGGAUGGACCCGUCGUUAUCUCACCCGACGGGCUCUUUCCUUCUUUGUUUCGGGAAGUAAUCAGAAGGGCACCUCAUGAAUUCAAGAUUGCUUGCUUGGAGGAAAUACAAGCUUUGUUUCCUCAAGAUCACAACCCGUUCUACGCUGGUUUCGGGAACAGAGACACGGACGAGAUCAGCUACCUUAAAGUCGGAAUCCCCCGCGGAAAAAUCUUCACCAUCAAUCCAAAGGGUCAAGUUGCCGUCAACCGCAGAGUUGACACAAGAUCAUACACUUCUCUUCAUGAUCUCGUCAAUGGCAUGUUCCCGGCUACCGCUUCUUCAGAGCGGGAGGACUUCAACACUUGGAAUUUCUGGAAACUUCCGACACCGUCAUUUGAUGCCUGAGAAUCGCUCUUCGUCCCGACAGAUAGAUCGUAGACGCCGAGGUAACGCCGUUCUCGUCUCUCGUUUCUCGUUCCGACCCUUGUAAGUUUCCGGUACGUCGGUUUUCGUAUCACAGGUUAGAUUUCGGGCAAAAUAUAUACAUGUAUAUAUUAUGGUAGACAAAAAUGGACCGGUUAGGUUUAGCUUCUCACUUGCCAAUUCAAUGUAUUUUCAAUUGUUC